AUCGCCCAGAUCGACCAUAUCCUCUACACUUUGCACCGAGGUUACAUGCAUCAGACGGUAGCGCCGAUCGCUUGUAAGCCACUGUUCCUGAAUAAAGAAGAUGUAUUGACCGUUUACAAUCUCAUCAAGGAAAUAAAGUAUGAUGCUGGUUGA
Molecule: messenger RNA, 153 nt
Organism: Gongylonema pulchrum
Lineage: Eukaryota; Metazoa; Nematoda; Chromadorea; Rhabditida; Gongylonematidae
Source: the annotation of a GenBank genome assembly